Molecule: messenger RNA, 979 nt
Organism: Acyrthosiphon pisum (pea aphid)
Lineage: Eukaryota; Metazoa; Arthropoda; Insecta; Hemiptera; Aphididae
Source: RefSeq, marked predicted
GUCAUUGUUAGUACAGCUCGCAAAUUCUAUCGCCAGUUGACCACCUAUACAGUAACUCUAUCAUAAUCCCGCGGUCUGAACUCUCGAUAUGGACCUUAAGUUUGUACUGUUUUUUGUUCAAUUGACUGUAGUGACUAAAGCACACCUGAUAAGAAUAAAAAACAACUGCUCGUUUACUGUAUGGCCCGGUAUACAAGGCGAUCCGGAACACGAACAUCUCCUAAACGGCGGAUUUUUGUUGGACGCUUACAAGACCCAUACGUUUAAUACGCCUCGAAAUUGGGCGGGCAGGAUUUGGGGUAGGACCAAUUGCGACAGUCAAGGAAAAUGCGAAACGGGCGAUUGCGGGAACAAGAUCCACUGCAGCGGAUCGCGGGCUGUGCCGCCAGCGUCCUUUGCUGAGAUGAAGUUCACCCGGUCCGACGGAUUGGACUUUUACCACGUGUCGAUGUUGGAAGGCUACAACCUGCCGAUCAGGAUGAUGCCCACUAGGUAUUUCACGUACACGAAAAAAGGCAAGUACGACUGCAAGCCGGCCGAGUGUGUGCCCGAUCUGAACAGCGUGUGCCCGUCCGAGCUGGCCGUGAGGGCGGCUGAUGGCUCCAGCGUGGUGGCGUGCCAUAGCGCCUGUUCACAGUUCAACACGGACGCCUACUGCUGCCUAGGUGCCUACAACACGCAGUCGACUUGUAAAAUCAGCUCAUGGCCCAAAAACUAUAAUCCGGCAUUCUUUAAGAAAGCAUGUCCAAACGCCCACAGUCACGCGUUCGACGCCUCGACCAGCUCGUUUACAUGUCGUGGUACCGCGAUAACCAAGUACGACAUCAUAUUUUGCCCAUAUUAAACCUGUUUAUUGUGUAGCUAUAUGUCUACCUAUAUAGGUAUAGGGUAGGUGAUUUAAUACGUUGUUUUUAUAAAUUAUUACAUAUAUUAUAUAUAUGUAUAUGUGUUUAAAUAAAAGUAUAUAUAAAAAUAAAAA